Molecule: messenger RNA, 3205 nt
Organism: Copidosoma floridanum
Lineage: Eukaryota; Metazoa; Arthropoda; Insecta; Hymenoptera; Encyrtidae
Source: RefSeq, a predicted model, not a curated record
ACCGCGACUGCAGCCGCCUUAAGGCAAAGGAUCACCGGGAGCUCAAAGUAUAUACGCGCAUUAGACCCACCGACAUACAUAUAUAGGUGGUACAGCGUUGAAUAUCGGCGCUCGUUGGCUCCAAAAAUAGCAUAUAAUAUAAGCAGCAGUCACGAGGAAUGGGAGUGCGGCUCGGCAGUUGUAGUCGCCGCGCUCCGCACGAGCCGAGCGGAAGAAGGUGAACGCACAACCCCCCCCCGUGCCCAACGUACAUUAUUAUAGAUAUAGAGCCCGGCCCGGAGAGAUUAACUCGGCGAUGCCGGCCCUGGUGUGCAGCAACACCCUGAGCCCCGGGCCCCGAGCUCCUGCCGUCCGUCGCCCCAUCGCUUGCGCCCGCACCACCGCCAACAAAGCCCAACACCAUCGCGAGCUCGAGUGAUGCUCAAGCACAUCCUGACGGGGCAGCCGUCGUCGUCGUCGAGUGCUGCCUCCCGGCCACCGCACCACCAGCAGCACCAUGACUACCACCACAAUCCGGGGACGUCCUCGUCCUCGACACCAGCUGCAGCCCAACAGGGCUUCCAGGUUGGCCAUCCCUCGGCCCGCGCCUCCAUCCGAGCCCAGAGCAGCGCCGACGUCUACGACAACGUCGGCCACCAUCACCAACGAGCCGGGCCCCAUCAGCAGUUUCAGCCGGGCGUGCACUCGCGCCACCAUCCCCUCAACCACUCGCAGCUCAGCGUCAACAACCUCGCGGCCCGGCUCAACGCCAGCCACCACUCCCAACACGCCCUCAACCUCUCCACCCUCUCGACCUCCAAGCACUCGGUCAACAGCGCCAGCCCCGUCGUCGGGGCACACCUGGCCAACUACGCCGAGCGCGCCCGCCCACCCCAUCACCUACAACUCCUCGCCCACUCGCAACUCCACCACCACCACCACCACCACCAACAACAACAACAACAACAACAACAUCUACAACAACAUCUACAACAACAACAACAUCUACAACAGCAGCAGCACCACGGGGAUCUGUCCAAGGUGAAUGGGGGCUUGGACAUUUCGAGGCGGAUGCCGGGCCAGCCGACCCCGUCGCCGGCGACGCCCUGUCCCAAUAACACCAACAGCACGUGCACGGCCGUGCCGACAGUCACUACGACGACGACGACGAGCAGCGUGGCGCCCCUCAACGUGUCCUGGUCGUCCUCGUCCCUGUCGCAGCGCGCCCAAAAGGGCCUCGAGGCCGGGAUCAAGGAGGUACUCACCAGUCUGGGCCUCUUGUGUUUGGUCUCGUUGCUGCUCGCCCUUCUCUCCCUCACCUUUCUCAUACGCAUGGCCUCCGUGUCGUACCAGCCGCACACCCUCAUCAGCCACGACGAGUUCGCCAUCGUCUACGACGUCACGGUGGUCCUGUACUCGCUCGCCCUCUGCCUCAACCUGUGCUGCCUCCUCAUUUGCGCCAUACAGUUCCUCUUCGCCGUCAAGCUCGUCAAGUCCCUGUACCACGGACAACGGACAAACAAGUACCUGCAGAAAUCGUCGAUCAGCCGAGUGUGCGCGAUCGGUGGUUUUUUUAUAAGCAUUCCGGUCUUCUUAGCUGGUAUGAUACUCUACGCGUUUAUUCAAUUCCAAUCGACAUCGGCCAUCGUGACGUCGGUGAUCAUCGGUUUUGGAAUUUUGUAUUGUGGCUGCGUUCUGGUGCACACGGUCUUCGUGUGGCAAAAAGAGAAGACGAAUGCAAUGAAGGCGCUUCGUCGGGAACAGUACGAGGCUGCGGCCCAGCUGCAACGUCAGCAGCAACAGCAGCAGCAGCAGCAACAACAACAGCAGCAGCAACAGCAGCAGCAGCAGAACCAGCAACGUCCACAAGUUACGAGCUCGUGCGGAGCCGCGAGUCGUCUGGCAGCUAGUGACCAGCUGGUAAUGGGCAAUCACUCCCGACUCGGCUUAAACGCGUCGAUGGUCCAUCAACAGCAGCCGGCCCACCAGCAGCAACAGCACUCGCUCGGUCUACACGGGCACCGGCACGUGUCCAUGUCCCCGGCGCUUACCGGCGGAGGCUUGCACGCCGGCGUUUUGAACGCCUCGCAGCGCAGCCACCUCAUGAUGGGUCCGGCCAGUCCGCCCCGUACUCCGGGCGACCACUCGCCUACCGGAGUACCUCCUGGCCGUGCUUCCCAACAGCAACAGCAACGCGAGGCCGCGGGCAGCGUCAGCCCCGGACUGCCGGUUGCCACUGUCGACCUCAGCUCGGCCAAUAGUCACGAGCUAUCCACGCUUGUCUGAGUAUACCUGGAGUGCUCGUGGGCUACAAACAAUUAUGCAAGGUGUCGAGUGCGUGACAUAUGUGAUGCGUGUAUACGCUACACCGAGCUAGCUUUAUGACUUUUGGGGUACACUUUUUUUUUGAGCUCUAGAGCUGACAGGCACCACUUGCCUGUCUCUGAUGCGGGGACUCUUGAUAGUGUGUUUAUGCGUGUUAUGUGGUUUUUUUUUUUCUUCUCAAUUGUAUUAUAACUUUGCGAACGGUUUUCUCAUUAGGAGGAAGUAAUCUAUAGCGGUCUAUGGAACUGUAAACGUGUGUCCUUGAAUUAUUUUGUUCUACGUUUUUUGGAUUCAUAUAAUACGAUGUAUGUGUACGAUGAUUACUUUUUGUUGUUCAAAUGGAGUAAUUCACGAGAAAACUUGUUUUCGGUUGUUACGCGUAUGCCCUUUUUUUUACAAUUUUUUUGUAAGAUUUACUCAUUUUGCUACUACAUAUAUAAAAAAAAAAAAAAAACAUCACUGCUACCGGGUGUAAAACUCAUGGAAAGACUGAAGUUUGCAGUUUUAUGUAAAAACACAUGAUACAUUUGUUAUUCCAUGAUUUGUUGUAACGUAAAUGGUUAAUCAGAGUUGCUCAAGUUGGGCAAAUUUCAAAUGUUUAAACUUACAAAGUACAAUUCAGCUAUUUUUAUCAAUUGUAUAAAAUUCGUAGUUAAUAUUAUAAUGUUAUGAAUAUUCACAAACAGUUUACGAAAACGUUUAUUAUUAAGUUUAAGUCAAGAUUGAUUUUCAAUGUGUAAAUAAAAUGCACAUGUACGAAAUAUAUAUUGCACAUGAUUGUAUGAAACUAUUUUUUUAUAGUAAAAGUUGCCUCGUGAUCAUAAGGCAGGGUAAUGAAAUGAAAUUCGUGUACGUCAUUGUCACAUUAUGUAGGUAGUGCAGUUAAAAGUAACUAUCAUAU